AUGGAGGGCUGCAGCGGCCAUGCGGUGGAGCUGGCGGUGUUGACCAGCUUUGACCAUGCCGCCGACUGCGCUGUCGCCGUCUACCUUGCCAGCACAGCAAAUGAAGAGCAGCGGCUGUCAGAAGAGCCAGGGCAGGCGUGUAAUGCUGUCACGUUUGCCCCCGCGGCGGCGGGCGUGGUGCCGCCAGCGCGUCGCAUCGGCAAAGCGUGGACGAGGACGCGCCAGGGCAGCAGCGGCGGCAGCAGCGUGGCCGCCGCGGACAGCGACGGCAGCGACGACGCGUCAGAGGGCAGCAGCGAGAGCGAGGAUGACAGCGGGGGGGCCGCCUCGGGAUUGCCGAUGGCUGCGAAGUCGGGCGCGGCGGCGGCUGCUGCGGGCGGCGCGGUGCCCGCGGGUCGGGCGCCCCGCCACAGGCGGCCGGUUACGCCCCAGGCAGGUGCUGCUUUGAGCUGA
Monoraphidium neglectum is the source of this 453-nucleotide messenger RNA. RefSeq lists its product as hypothetical. The transcript has a single exon. Lineage: Eukaryota; Viridiplantae; Chlorophyta; Chlorophyceae; Sphaeropleales; Selenastraceae. The record is from RefSeq and is a predicted model, not a curated record. Bases 1 to 453 code for a protein of 150 amino acids.